AUGUCAUUGCAGAGAUUAGUUCAACAUCAACCAACCCAACACCCCACUUCGGAGGAAUUGAGCAUUGGGAAGAUCAAGCUCAAAGCUUUUGAUUUGGUUAUCAAGUUCACUAUUACAAGUUUGCAGUUAUCUUGUUCAUGGUCAACUUUUGUCAUAAGCCUAUCAAAACCAAAGGUGAAAGCUGUUGUUCAGGAGAAGAAAGAAGAAUUAGUUCUUGACAGCAGCUUAGGGUCCUGUCCAAUGCAAGAGGUAAACAAGGUGUUCAACAUUGCAAUGAAGUGUCUUGAACCAGACCGCUUGAAUAGACUAAACAUGGCUGACGUUGUAAACUUGCUUGAACAAAGCAGUAUCAUGCAAACAUGUUACUACAACAUUUCCAUGUACACUUAA
Molecule: messenger RNA, 390 nt
Organism: Arachis stenosperma
Lineage: Eukaryota; Viridiplantae; Streptophyta; Magnoliopsida; Fabales; Fabaceae
Product: GTP-binding protein SAR1A-like
Exons: 2
Coding region: 1-390 (129 amino acids)
Source: RefSeq, a predicted model, not a curated record